This is a messenger RNA of Babjeviella inositovora NRRL Y-12698, 1881 nucleotides long. Its product is annotated as putative GTPase. Gene Ontology annotation, cellular component: cytosol. The record is from RefSeq and is a predicted model, not a curated record. Gene Ontology annotation, biological process: ribosomal subunit export from nucleus. The transcript has a single exon. Bases 1 to 1881 code for a protein of 626 amino acids. NCBI's taxonomy places the organism in Eukaryota, Fungi, Ascomycota, Pichiomycetes, Serinales. Gene Ontology annotation, molecular function: GTPase activity; GTP binding.
AUGCCGCCAAAGGAACCAGUGAAGAAGUGGAAGGCCCCAAAAGGGCCCAAGCCAGUGCACCACAAGAACAAGAACUUGAUCGGGCUCGGGAGAGCGAUCGCUAACGUCAAGAAGAACAAGGUGGAGUACCUCCCGGAUGGCGAGUUGAGAUACACCACGGAGAAGCACGAGGACGCGUGGGUCAAGUUGAGAUCGGUCACGCAGGAAAACUCGUUGGAUGAGUUUUUAAAUACCGCCGAGUUGGCUGACACUGAUUUCACGGCCGAAAGGGGAGCUUCGGUCAAGAUUAUCAAGAUCGACGCCUCCAAGAACCAGUACCUUUUGACGAAGGCGGAGGAGCUCGAGCGUUCCAAGUUGCACAAGGAGUUUGCGGACAAGUUGACAUGCCCGAGAAGACCGGCGUGGGACGCCACGACGACCAGAACGCAGUUGGAGAGACAAGAGAAAGUGGCGUUUUUGGAGUGGAGACGCCAGUUGGCCGUAUUGCAGCAGAACAACGACUUAUUGUUGACGCCGUUCGAGAGAAAUCUCGAGGUCUGGAGACAGUUGUGGCGUGUGGUGGAAAGAUCCGAUCUUGUGGUGCAGAUUGUGGACGCACGUAACCCGUUGCUCUUCCGUUCCAUCGAUUUGGACGUGUAUGUUAAGGAGGUGAAUCCGUUGAAGAAGAGUUUGUUGUUGGUGAACAAGGCAGAUUUGUUGAGUGACUCACAGAGGCUUGCGUGGGCCGAGUACUUUAUUGCGCACGACAUCAGAUACACCUUUUUCUCUGCCAAGACCGCCAACAGCAUCUUGGAGUUGGAGUCCUUGGGUGAGGAGGUUGACGUGGCACAGAUCUACAACGAUGAAGACGUCGAUCCGCGCAUCAGAAUUUUGCGUAUCGAGCAGUUGGAGGACUUGUUCCUCGCGGAAGCGCCGGAGCCGUUGACCAAGCCAAGAGACCCGAGCCAGGCACCGAUCACCCAGAUCGGGUUGGUGGGGUACCCAAACGUCGGGAAGUCGUCCACCAUCAACGCGUUGGUGGGCUCCAAGAAGGUGUCUGUGUCGUCCACCCCAGGUAAGACCAAACACUUCCAAACCAUCCACCUCUCGCCGUCCGUGUUGUUGUGCGAUUGCCCGGGUCUCGUGUUCCCUAACUUUGCCUACACCAACGGUGAAUUGGUCUGCAACGGUGUGCUUCCGAUCGAUCAGUUGAGGGAGUACACCGGGCCAUGCACCCUUGUGGCACAGCGGAUUCCAAAGUACUUCCUCGAGGCCAUCUACGGUAUUGCCAUCCCCACCAAGAGAAUUGAGGAGGGUGGUACCGGUGUGCCAACCUCCCAGGAGUUGUUGACCGCGUACGCCAGAGCCAGAGGUUACAUGACCGCCGGUUUCGGUUCCGCAGAUGAGAGCAGAGCCGCUAGAUAUGUCUUGAAGGAUUAUGUGGCUGGGAAGUUGUUGUAUGUGCAGGCGCCACCAGACCCCACCGGUGCUCCAAUCAGCCGCGAGGAUGCGCUUGUGUUCAACAAGGACCUUUUCUCGCUCGACAAGUUGUCUGAAUCCAGAAGAGAGCAGUUGAUCGCUGCGGCCAAGCUCAAGGGUCUUGACAUUGACUCUCUCGACUUGUCCAAGGACUUGGCAUCCUUGAAUUUCUCCGCGCAUAUCGGUGGCUCUGCCUCUGACAACUCGCGUGGCGCUGCGCAGACCGGAUCCAACUAUGGUGGUAAGCAGGCUGCGUUGUACAGCGCCGGUGAUGCCUUGGACAAGGAGUUUUUCUUGUCUGACAAUGUCAAGGGCACCUUCGCCACCCCAUUCCACAAGCUCCAGAAUGCCGCAGGCAAUGGUAAGAAGCAUGGCAAGAAGAACAGUAAGGGGAACAGAAUGAAGGUCACUGAUGACUUCUAG